CCUUUAAGUGGACUGAGUCAUUGCUGUUGAUGGCCCUUCUAGCUGAGACUGCCAGUAGGGUGGCAUCCCUCUUCACCUAGACAGAAGUGAUCACUGGAUGCCACUUGGUUCACAAGCAUUUGAUUCCUCUGUACUGUCCAUGCCUCUAGCCUAUGAACAGUCCCUGCACGUGGAGGUCUGAUUGCUGCUUGUAGCCCUACAUCCCCACAACUCUGCCAUGCUUCCUAUGCUAAUGCCCCUCCUCCCCCUGUUACCUUCAGACUCCUUAAAUCCUCAUAUGUACUCAAGUUUGUGAGGUUAUACUCCGAUGUCAAGAAAAAUAACUGGUCUUCCUAUCCACUACUACCAUCUCUUGCCCCUUUCUUCUCCAUCUGGUGCUAGGGUAGAGCUUGUUCAUCCAGCUAGUUCUGGCACAAAACUGAACUGGUAUGGGAGUGAGAGAACUGUGCCCAUGUUGGAUGUGUCUUCCUUUGCGGGUGAGGGGCAUCUGAAGCAGGCACCCUUUCCUCCUUUUAUUAGACUGCUCUCAUUUAUUACACCAUCUGUUUUCCCAGUGCCAGAGAUGAUGCUGGGGAUAUGUGACUUGGGGCACUCAGGCAGAAACUGGCCUGCACAAGGCCAGCCAUGUGUUUGCCUCCUAGCAAUGCAGCGGUCAGCAGCAAAUUCUUUGCUGCCGCCUCCUCUCAGUAUGGGAGAGAGCAAGCGUGGGCCUGGGUGUGUAGGAGACACAAAGAGAUAAAAUAUGUGAAGGAGCAGGGGGAGGCACGGGAGGGACGUGGACUGGGGGUACAUACGUAUCAGCUAGAGAGAACUGUGGGAAGGAAGGACAGACAGACAGAUGGGCAGAGUAGGGGAGAAAGUAAAAGGAAUGGAUUGUCAGGAGGGUAAGAAAGAAGAACUGGGAGGGAGACAAAGAAAUGGGCUGGCUGGGGACAGUGAGAGCAAGGCUGAGAAGGAAGGGCAGGCAGGCAGAGUUGUCUGAUAUGUAGUGGGGAAGGAGAGAGGUGGAUUGUCUGUGGGAGAGAGAUGUGUGUCAGCCAGGUACUAUGGUAAUAGGUAACUGGAUAACCGGAGAUGGAGAUGAAGAGACUGCUUGUGUGUGUGUCUGUGUUUGUAUAUGCCUGUGUAGGGGAGAACUGAGUGAAUGACAGGGAGGGAGAACAGCCAUAAGGAGAGAGAAAAGAGAUAAAGCCGAGCUAUAAGAAAGAGCAAAAGAGCAAAUCUAGAGAUUAAAUGUGGGAAGAAGAGAGAUGUGGGAAGGCAAAGCAGCCCUCAGAGUGCAAAUAAGAGUGGAGAUAUGGUGGGAGAGAGGAGGGAAGCUCUUAGGAGAAGGGAAACUAACAGUGCUAGUACUAGUAUUCGGGGCUGAGGUUCUCUUACUGGGACCUGAGAGAGGAUAGAGGGCAGAAAUACAAGCAUGACUACGUAAGACUAAAAAGAAGCAUUUUCUUAUACACAGGGCUUACUGCCAAUGCACAGAGACCCAGUGGACCUGGGAAUGUAAAUGCCACUGUUCUAGUGCAGGGUGUUUCCUGCUUGCUGAACUGCAAUGUACCUGAGCAUCUGCAACCUGUGGACUGCCUAUUUCCAGUGCUUGACUGCUAGGAGCUGUUUAUGAUGGCAGCCUGAUGACCAUAGCUGUGGGGACCGACUACUGGCUUUACUCCAGAGGGGUUUGCAAGACUAAAACUGUCAGUGAGAACGAAACCAGCAAAAAGAACGAGGAAGUCAUGACCCAUUCUGGAUUAUGGAGAACCUGCUGCCUGGAAGGGAAUUUUAAAGGUCUGUGUAAGCAAAUCGAUCACUUCCCUGAGGAUGCAGAUUAUGAAGCCGAUACAGCAGAAUAUUUCCUCCGGGCUGUUAGAGCCUCUAGUAUUUUUCCGAUCCUGAGUGUGAUUCUGCUUUUCAUGGGUGGACUCUGCAUUGCAGCCAGCGAGUUCUACAAAACUCGACACAACAUCAUCCUUAGUGCCGGCAUCUUCUUCGUGUCUGCAGGUCUGAGUAAUAUAAUCGGGAUCAUCGUAUACAUAUCAGCCAACGCUGGAGACCCCUCGAAGAGCGACUCCAAGAAGAACAGCUACUCCUACGGCUGGUCCUUCUACUUUGGGGCCCUGUCCUUCAUUAUAGCCGAGAUGGUGGGAGUGCUGGCCGUCCACAUGUUCAUUGACCGGCACAAACAGCUGCGCGCCAACGCUCGCGCCACGGACUACCUCCAGUCCUCCGCCAUCACCCGCAUCCCCAGCUACCGGUACCGCUACCAGAGACGCAGCCGCUCCAGCUCCCGCUCCACCGAGCCUUCACACUCCAGGGAUGCCUCUCCCGUCGGGAUCAAAGGGUUCAACACCCUUCCAUCAACAGAGAUCUCGAUGUACACCCUGAGCAGGGACCCGCUGAAGGCCACCACCACCCCUACCGCUACCUACAACUCCGACAGGGAUAACAGCUUCCUCCAGGUUCACAACUGUAUCCAGAAGGAGAACAAGGACUCGAUCCACACCAACACAGCCAACCGCCGGACCACCCCGGUAUGAAGCCGCCGCCAGGAGCUGCAAGUGGGAAGGGAGGAGGCAGGAG
Messenger RNA from Lagopus muta (rock ptarmigan), 2574 nucleotides. It is a transcript of the gene CACNG2, whose product is annotated as calcium voltage-gated channel auxiliary subunit gamma 2. The transcript has 5 exons. Gene Ontology annotation, molecular function: channel regulator activity; voltage-gated calcium channel activity. Lineage: Eukaryota; Metazoa; Chordata; Aves; Galliformes; Phasianidae. Gene Ontology annotation, cellular component: AMPA glutamate receptor complex; voltage-gated calcium channel complex; postsynaptic density membrane. The record is from RefSeq and is a predicted model, not a curated record. Bases 1629 to 2531 code for a protein of 300 amino acids. Gene Ontology annotation, biological process: neurotransmitter receptor internalization; neurotransmitter receptor transport, postsynaptic endosome to lysosome; regulation of AMPA receptor activity.